Molecule: messenger RNA, 3494 nt
Organism: Perognathus longimembris pacificus (Pacific pocket mouse)
Lineage: Eukaryota; Metazoa; Chordata; Mammalia; Rodentia; Heteromyidae
Gene: Pik3r5
Product: phosphoinositide-3-kinase regulatory subunit 5
Exons: 18
Coding region: 21-2654 (877 amino acids)
Biological process (GO): positive regulation of MAP kinase activity; G protein-coupled receptor signaling pathway
Cellular component (GO): phosphatidylinositol 3-kinase complex, class IB
Molecular function (GO): 1-phosphatidylinositol-3-kinase regulator activity
Source: RefSeq, a predicted model, not a curated record
CAUGCAGGUGAUGACUCAGGAUGCAGCCAGAGGCCACAACGUGCACAGAAGACCGCAUCCAGCAUGCCCUGGAGCGCUGCCUGCAUGGGCUCAGCCUCAGCCGCCGCUCUGCGUCCUGGUCAGCUGGGCUGUGUUUGAACUGCUGGAGCCUACAGGAGCUGGUCAGCAGGGACCCCGGACACUUCCUCAUCCUCCUGGAGCAGAUCCUACAGAAGACCCACCAGGUCCAAGAGACAGGUACCUAUGACCUCCUCGCCCCUCUGGCUCUGCUCUUCUAUUCCACGGUCCUCUGUACACCACAUUUUCCACCAGAGUCGGAUCUCCUUCUGAAGGCAGCCAAAACCUACCACCAGUUCCUCACAUGGCCCGUUCCCUACUGCAGCAUCUGCCAGGAACUGCUCACCUUCAUUGACGCUGAGCUCAAGGCUCCAGGAAUCUCCUACCAGCGACUGGUGAGAGCCGAGCAGGGCCUGUCCAUCAGGAGUCACCGCAGCUCCACCAUCACUGUGCUGUUGCUGAACCCCAUGGAGGUGCAGGCUGAGUUCCUGGCCGUGGCAGACCAGCUGAGCACACCUGGCCACUCGCCCCACCACGCCUACACCACCCUCCUCCUGCAUGCCUUCCAGGCCACCUUUGGAGCCCACUGCGACCUCCCCAACCUGCACCACAGGCUUCAGUCCAAGACCCUAGCAGAGCUGGAAGACAUCUUCACAGAGACAGCAGAGGCCCAGGAACUGGCAUCUGGCCUGCGGGACCCAGCCGAGGCCCGGCAGUGGCUCAGGACCAAGCUGCAGGCAGUAGGAGAAAAAGCUGGCUUACCCAGAGUCUUAGACACUGCAAAACCGGGCAUGCUCCACACCAUCCCCAUCCCUGUGGCCAGGUGCUACACCUACAGCUGGAGCCAGGACAGCUUUGACAUCCUCCAGGAAAUCCUACUCAAGGAGCAAGAGCUGCUGCAGCCAGGGGUCCUGGGGGAUGAUGAAGAAGAAGAGGAAGAGGAGGAGGUGGAGGAGGAGGAGGAGGAGGAGGACUUGGAAACGGAUGGGCAUUGUGCUGAGAGGGACUCGCUUCUUUCCACCAGCUCCUUGGUGUCCGGUGACUCCACCUUGUCACUGGCUUUCCCCCAGGCCUCAGGGCCAGCGCUCUCUCGACACCUGCUGACUUCCUUCGUGUCGGGCCUCUCCGAUGGCAUGGACAGUGGCUAUGUUGAAGACAGUGAGGAAAGUUCCUCAGAAGGGCCAAAGAGAAACACCAGCCAUGAACACCACAGCCACCGCAGGCCCAAGCAGAAAUUUCACAGGAUCUAUAAACUUUUCAAAAGCACUAGUCAGUUGGUUCUGCGGAGGGAUUCUCAGAGCCUGGAGAGUGGCUCAGACAUGCCACUGCCCCUCAGGAGGGCAGAGAGCCUCUGCAGCCCACUGGACUGCACCACAGAGCUCCCUUCCCGAGCCCAGCGCUCCCACUCCCUGCCCCAGCCCAGGCUCAGCACCCAGCUUCCCAGCUGGCUCCUGGCCCCAGCUUCCCACCACCAGCGCCGCCGCCCCUUCCUGAGUGGGGAUGAGGACCCCAAGGCUUCCACACUCCGAGUUGUGGUCUUUGGCUCCGAUCGCAUCUCUGGGAAGGUAGCUCGGGCAUACAGCAAUCUCCGGCGGCUGGAGAACAAUCGCCCACUGCUCACACGGUUCUUCAAGCUUCAGUUCUUUUAUGUGCCUGUGAAGCGAAGCCAGAGGACCAGCCCAGCCCCUCGGAGCCAGCCAUCUCCCUUCCCCAUGGACUCCCCAAAGCACCCCUGUCCUGCGGAGCUAGGCCCAGCUCCCCGGGAGGACAGCACCAAUGACAUCUCCCGCUACCUCGGCAUGCUUGACCCGUGGUAUGAGCGUAACGUUUUGGGCCUCAUGCACUUGCCGCCGGAAGUCCUGUGCCAGCAGUCCCUGAAGGUGGAAUCCCCGCCCCUGGAGGGCUCCUCUGCCCAGCUGCCCAUCCUGGCAGACAUGCUGCUCUACUAUUGCCGCUUUGCCGCCCGGCCGGUGCUGCUGCAGGUCUAUCAGGCAGAGCUGACCUUUGUCUCUGGGGAGAAGACUUCAGAGAUCUUCAUCCACUCCCUGGAGCUGGGUCACUCAGCUGCUACUCGAGCUAUCAAGGCCUCAGGUCCUGGCAGCAAGCGACUGGGCAUCGAUGGCGACCGGGAGGCCGUCCCUCUAACACUACGGAUUAUUUACAGCAAGGGAUCCAUCAGUGGCCGUAGCCGCUGGAGCAACCUGGAGAAGGUCUGUACCUCCGUCAACCUCAACAAGGCCUGCCUGCUGGAGGAUCUAGACUCCAGCAUGGAGGCCCUGACACUAACCCUGACAGAAGUAGUGAAAAGGCAGAACCCCAAAUCCAAGAAGGGCUUUAACCAGAUUAGCACAUCACAGAUUAAAGUGGACAAGGUGCAAAUCAUCGGCUCCAACGGCUGCCCCUUCGCUGUGUGUCUGGAUCAGGAUGAGAGAAAGAUCCUACAGAGUGUGGUCAGGUGUGAGGUGUCAGCCUGCUACAAGCCAGAGAAGAGCAGCCCAUCACCCCAGAUGUCCCCUGACCUGCCUGCCCAGGCCAUGCCUGACCUCUGCUCCCUUCUCUGCCUGCCUAUCAUGACUUUCAGCGGAGCUCUGCCCUAGCAUGGCCCUGGCACCAGACUGAAUAGGAAGCACUGUGUGGCUUCUUCUAGACCUCUAUCCAGGGCAGCUGCAUUCAGUGGAGGACUGAGUGGCCCUGUGUUCGGUCAGGGUCCCUUUGUGGGCAUCAGUGAUCUUGGCAGGAAAUGAGCAUCAGGGCAGAGGCCUGGCUACUUGGCCUGACAAGUUCCACACAGCAGAAGGAAAGGGAAUAGGGAGUUGACCUGUGAGGGAAGGUCAGAGGCUCUGGGCCUCCAGCUAUGGGGUAGGCCUCCUCUUCCAGCCUUUGGUUGGUUGGUGGCACCCUUACUGGGUCAAGAACCCAAGGACUCUGUGUCUGGAGUUCAGUCUUCUCUACUCUGGGGCUCAAGUGGGAGAAAUGUGUGUGAGGUUUCUUUCUUGACCUCCAAUGCCAUCUUUCCACCCCCACCCCCACCCCCAAGUGUGUGCACACAUACAGACACACUUUCUUGCUCUCAACUACCCUGGAUCCUCCAGAACACAGCACUAGCAUCUGACCUGUCUACUACCAGAAUUUGUUAUAGAGUCUCUUGAGCCCCUCUCUGGCUUCCCGGUCCUGGAGAGACAGGAUAGGCUCACACUCAAUAGCAGCUCAGUUACCAUCUAACUAAGGGGCCAAAAGAUGUUAGUAAACUAUCUUGAGCCCCUAUUUCCUCAGCACUAAAAUAGGAGGGAAAAUAAGUUCCUCUUAAAAGGUCCACAAGCAGCCAGGCACCAGUGGCUCAUGCCUGUAAUCCUAGCUUUUCAAGAAGCUGAGAUCUGAGGAUUGUAGUUCAAAGCCAGCCUGGGCAGGAAAGUCUGUAAGACUCUUUCACCAACUAA